AUGGAUAAAGAGCCGCGAAAAUCGCUUAGUCUGGCCCGUGAAGCAUCGAAGGAGACGGCGACCAAGCCGCUCAUUCUCCUCUGCGACGGCACAUGGUGUGGUCGAGAGACUAACACGAGAACUAACAUUCACAAGCUUGCAGAGAUGGUGGGAGUAAGCAUCACGAAGGAUAGCACUGAGUGGCAAACUCCAGAAGGAACACGAUCUAGUUACAUUUUCAAUGGAGCCACAGCCCAAGACCUUGCCAACCAGUGCAUCAAGGCCUACGAAUUCAUCGUCCACAACUAUACUUACCCCCACCACGAAAUCUGGAUGUUCGGCCUCUCGCGCGGGGAGUACCUGCCCCGAGCAGUGGCUGGUAUGAUUAACAACUGCGGCAUCACGCGUCUGCUCUGCGAGACGGUCUACAAUCUGUACCGGUCGCCGUAUAUAAUUAACGCGCUGCACUCCGUCCAAUCCCUGCACUUCCGACGCACAAAAUUAUGGCCGCUGACUCGUCGCUUCAUCCCGCCCAUCAAGUUCAUAGGCCUCUUCGUUACAGUCAGCAGCCUGGGGAUUCCCGUGUUUACCGGCGGGAAGAUGUCGAUGGUCGUCGCGAACGUGCACCACGCCGUCUUUCUCCACGACUGGCUGUUGAUCUUUCAGCUGUGCUUUGUACGUCGGGGCCACUUGUACUACCGCGCGCAGGACUGGGACCAGUACAGCCGAUUCCGGUUUCUACGGGAGUUCGGCGGCGGCUGGCUGGAGUCCUUGCUGACAAGGUCUAAGUUCGCGAGUAAAGUCAUCGAGCCCAACCAUGUGCUCGCGGACUUUGCGCUCUGCUGGAUGCUGCUUGCCGUGCAGCAACACCGCUCCGCUGCCUACGAAGUGAUCCCGGACAUCAAUCAGCUUAUUAUAAAGGUCAUGUUGGAUAUCCACACCCGCGUGCGGGAACCUGGUCGGACUGGCGAUGGUAACGUCUAUGGCCAUAUACUCGCCUACACCCCGUUUGGGUCGCUGAUUCUGAACAUUGGGCGGGCUGUCUCUUCCAUCUAUCGGCUAUUCUUUAAUCUGCGCGAUUACUUGAUUCCGGAUGACAAUGCCGCCAUCUACAAUUUUCGCAGGUUUGAUAGGGAGAUCCCGGGUUGUGUUGAAGAUCUGGGCGAGGUCACUGAGCAGCGGUAUUCUUUGAAGGCGUAUGCGAAAUGGAAAUUGAGGCAGUAGUCCGGUGUCG
Aspergillus brunneoviolaceus CBS 621.78 is the source of this 1213-nucleotide messenger RNA. RefSeq names its product T6SS phospholipase effector Tle1-like catalytic domain-containing protein. The transcript has 7 exons. The record is from RefSeq and is a predicted model, not a curated record. Lineage: Eukaryota; Fungi; Ascomycota; Eurotiomycetes; Eurotiales; Aspergillaceae. Bases 1 to 1203 code for a protein of 400 amino acids.